Penicillium odoratum is the source of this 600-nucleotide messenger RNA. RefSeq names its product Ty1/Copia family ribonuclease HI. The transcript is spliced from 3 exons. Bases 1 to 600 code for a protein of 199 amino acids. The record is from RefSeq and is a predicted model, not a curated record. Lineage: Eukaryota; Fungi; Ascomycota; Eurotiomycetes; Eurotiales; Aspergillaceae.
AUGGUACCACGAUUACCCACGCGGACGCAGCAAAGCGAGCGUCUAUCUGCGCAUACAAUUGAGCGCUUAAUCUGCUACCUCUAUACCACACGGUUCUGGGCUAUACAAUACGGUCCAGUUGACAACGACAGCGAAGUGGUGAAGUUCUCAUCAGAUGCUUCGUAUGGGGAUAUGGGUGACCGGACUAGCUCUGCAGGAUAUAUUUGCCAGUUCUUCGGUGGACCGGUGGACUGGAGGGUAACUAAGCAGAAGACCGUGACCACGUCGACGAUGGAGGCUGAGUUAUUAGGCCUAUCAGACGCAGGAAGGAUUGGUUUUAAAUAUCCGGAGGGUCUCAUAAUCGAGUAUGACAACCGCCGUACGGUGGACUUGAUCAACGCAGAGGAUACCCUCUUCGAUACUAAGCUCAGGCACGUUGAUAUUCACGGGCACUGGCUAAGACAAGAAGUCAAGGAAGGUAGGGUGCGGAUCAAGUGGGUACUAACCGCGCAGAUGCUCGCGGACGGACUCACCAAGAUGCUACCGAGGCAGAAGCAUGAAGCUUUUGUCAGGAUGCUGGGAUUGACGGACGUGCGUUAUCUUAUUGAGGAAGAAAAAUAA